Penicillium salamii is the source of this 831-nucleotide messenger RNA. Lineage: Eukaryota; Fungi; Ascomycota; Eurotiomycetes; Eurotiales; Aspergillaceae. The record is from the annotation of a GenBank genome assembly.
AUGUCUCAAACCAUGACUUCCUCUCUCUUGAAGACCACCAGGAUUGUGGGAAAUCAAUCUUUGGACGUCGCUGAUCUUGAAGUCAUCAAUUUUGAAAAGAUUGCUGCGAAGGAUCCCGUUGAGAUGGCGAAGCUUCUGAAGGCUGCCGAGUCGACGGGAUUUUUCUUCUUCAGUUUCAACAAAGAGCUGUCGGAAACGAUGUCCAAGUAUCUUCAGACUUGUUACCAGAACAGCGAGGGCUAUUUCACCAAGCCUAUUGACGAGAAGAUGAAGGACUUUAGAGAAGAUGUGGAUCGUGGCUACAAACAUAGACCGGGCGUUGAAUCAUACGAAAUUGCUCGAGACGAACAAAACAGCAUCGCUUUACCAACCCCCUUCGCAGCGCACGCUGGGACAACGAACGACUUCAUUGAUAUUUGCGACACCAUAGUUCGCGCCUGCCUCCGCAGCCUUUCAGCUAGCCUUGGUCUUGAAGGCUCCUCGCAUCUCGAAAAAUCCCAUCCUCCAGAAGGACCGAGCGAUUCCGGACUAAAGUUCGUCUCUAGUCCGACUCUUGCACACACCGCCGAUGUUCCCGACUCUACACACACCGACAGCGGUUCAGUCACCUUGCUAUGGUGCGAAAAAUGGGCCAGUCAGUUGCAGACAAAGGAGACAAAAGAGUGGCUAUGGAUUGAGCCCAAACGUGAUUGUGUCUUGAUCAACCUUGCCAACUAUCUGCAAAAUCAGACCGGCGACCGCUUGCACUCCCCAGUCCACCGGCUAAUGCAGCCGAGUGACGGUGUAGAGGACCGGCACUUUGUAUCAUAUUUCCUCAGACCAACCUGCUAG